AUGAAGAAAUUAGGUUUUGGAUAUAAAAUAACAUCGGAAGUUGUUGUUCCUUUCGAUUCUCCUUUCUACAUGACAGUUCGUGCACGUUAUCUUGUUAAGAUUGGUGUUACAACAGCUGUUAACAACUUUACGCCAUCAACAGCCACUUGUAACAGUACUGUAGCGACACCUUGUACAACAACAACGACGAUUGUUGCUACAUGUAAUAGUUAUGAAGUAUCAUGGAAUGAUCAUUGCUAUUAUCUAGAUGGAUCAGGUGGUACUUGUGCAACUGGUUAUAGUCGAGCAACAAAUGCUGUUUUGACAUGCAUAAGUACACAAUUUGCUGGAAAAAGCUAUGCAAAUAUGGUGUCGGAUAAUUGCUGCAUUUGGACGGCAGAUACGUAUGAAUGCUAUGGACUUAACAGUAACUGUAACUUAGCAGGACCAUUUGUAUCAGGACCAACAUUAGGUGGUGUUGGUUGUUUCAACGGACAAGUGAAUCAACCUAAGCAACUAACAUUUUGUGGCAGCAAUUAG
Messenger RNA from Rotaria sordida, 519 nucleotides. Lineage: Eukaryota; Metazoa; Rotifera; Eurotatoria; Philodinida; Philodinidae. The record is from the annotation of a GenBank genome assembly.